AUGCCAAAUACUGCAAACUUGGACAACCCUUCAUGCACUGCUCUCACCCGAAGUAAAUUAAGGACUCAACACAAAGAUGGGGCACUUAGGACGUGCGGUAAGCCCAUCAGGUACCUUCCCGGUGAUAGCGGGAAUGAUCCGAUCUGUUAUUCAUGUAGAGAUAACAAAAGUGCAAUGGAAGAGUAUGACAGUCGAUCUGGUCGAACAGAGACGGAUCUACUGAGGGAUUGGAAAUCUUAUCCCAAGGAGGCAAAUAAGCCUGAAAGAUGGAAGGAAUUCUCAAGACGACGGAGAAAAGAGAGGAUCAGCAUGAAGCGCGAUUGUUCUCCCAUGUCUGUUCAAGAGACUCAUAAGUUGCCCAUCCAGUAUCCAACUGACUUCCUGAGUCCAUUCCUCCAACACUCAGAAAUCACUCCAAGUCAAGAUAAUCCGCCUCAAAACCCUUCCGACGAUAGAAUCUCAUAUUACGAUCCAGAGGUAGAUCAGCAAACGGACACAUCGACGUUGUUGAGCGUUGGAGGCCCGCUUACUGGACGUGAUCCGGACAUGAGUAUCCAGCCCAAUGCGGAUAUCGAUAUUAACUUCCUUCUGGAGUCACCUUCUACGCAGUUAAGUACAUCUCCGCAGACCAGAUACGAACAAAGCUUUGGGUGUGAAGAUCUGUCAAGUGCUAGCCACCAAGACAUCAUUCUGAACGUAAACCAGAUGGGCUCGUCCUAUAAGUCUGCAUCUCACCGAGCCUGGAGUCAGCCGGAAAAUGGAUACUCUUUUGAAAAUCCAUCAGUACAGUCUCAGUGGGAAUCAUCUUCAAUCUAUUUUGCCUCGGCUACAGAGGAUUGCCCAUUGUCCAAUCCGCCACUAGCGAGAAAUAGUAACCUUCCUGCUCCCAUGAAUUCAACGGAAGCCAUCAUGGAGGGUGUUGAGGAAUAUAGCAACGGUACACAAGAGCUUGAGAGGAUGAUUCACGAAUACUUAGAGGCAAAUGAUACUGCAUCUUCACAUUUUUAG
This is a messenger RNA of Kwoniella botswanensis, 1008 nucleotides long. RefSeq lists its product as uncharacterized. The coding region runs from base 1 to 1008 and encodes 335 amino acids. The transcript is spliced from 2 exons. NCBI's taxonomy places the organism in Eukaryota, Fungi, Basidiomycota, Tremellomycetes, Tremellales, Cryptococcaceae. The record is from RefSeq and is a predicted model, not a curated record.